Messenger RNA from Carassius carassius (crucian carp), 778 nucleotides. RefSeq names its product lens intrinsic membrane protein 2.2 (gene lim2.2). The coding region runs from base 214 to 735 and encodes 173 amino acids. Gene Ontology annotation, molecular function: structural constituent of eye lens. The record is from RefSeq and is a predicted model, not a curated record. The transcript is spliced from 5 exons. Lineage: Eukaryota; Metazoa; Chordata; Actinopteri; Cypriniformes; Cyprinidae. Gene Ontology annotation, cellular component: plasma membrane.
CGUUCAGCUGGAGUUUAAAAUGUGCUGAUCCAGUUUGUGCUGCGCAAACGCUUCGCAUUCCGAACGCUUUUAUGAUGAACGGAUGAAGUUUGAUUGAUUCGAGCCAAAUGCUGAUCGCACAGAACGGCUUUUGUUUAUAAACGGGUCGAUGGAGGCUGAAGGGAACCGCUGGAGGACCACAGCCGAGAGGAGGGCGUUCUGAUCCUCUGAUUGAUGGUGUUCACUCUGGUGGGAGGGGCCUCUCUGUGUGGGGCGGCGGCCCUCGUGCUCCUCGUCAUCUCAACGGCUACUGACUAUUGGAUGCAGUAUCGUUACUCGGGGAACGCAGCCAAUCAGGGCCUCUGGAGGUUCUGCAUCAAUCGCAAGUGCCACGCCCACACGCUGACAGUGGCCUUCUGGGAUGCCACGCGGGCCUUCAUGCUGCUGUCAGUGCUGGGCUGUUUCAUUGGAGUGCUUUUGGGCAUCUCUGCGUCCAAACGGCCCCGGAGUCGACGGGUGCGGACCGGAGGAAUCGCCCUGCUGCUGUCCGGAUUUCUUGCGCUCUUGGCUUUGGCGAUCUACACCGGCAUGACCGUUAACUUCUUCGGCAAACGCUACAUCGACUGGAGAUUCUCGUGGUCCUAUAUCUUGGGUUGGCUCGGCAUCAUAUUGGCUUUUGCAGCAGGCGUUGUGCAGCUCUGUGCGUAUCAGAGGAGCGCCUCUGAAGCAGCACCUGCGAGCGUCUCUGACAGCUGAAACCCCAACAUCUCAACAUGAAAUAAAUGGCUUUUGUUCUUUC